Messenger RNA from Amaranthus tricolor (Joseph's coat), 1449 nucleotides. Its product is annotated as serine/threonine-protein phosphatase 7 long form homolog. The coding region runs from base 286 to 1296 and encodes 336 amino acids. Gene Ontology annotation, biological process: meristem development; meristem maintenance. The transcript is spliced from 5 exons. Lineage: Eukaryota; Viridiplantae; Streptophyta; Magnoliopsida; Caryophyllales; Amaranthaceae. The record is from RefSeq and is a predicted model, not a curated record.
UGUUCUUGCAGGAAAAGGUGGAAAAUCCUUCAUUUCGCACUACAAAAUACGUAUCGACAUAUAAGAAGACUUUCAUGCCCGUUCCAGACAUGUUCACCUGCGAUCCUUGGAACGCUCCUACAGUUGUUCCAGAUUCCUUAACGAAGCGUGCAAAGGGUCGUCCGUGAUCAACUCGUAUACGGAACGAAAUGGAUGCACCGUUGACGCGUUCUCGUAACACGUGUAGCUUUUGUGGAUUUAGUGGUCAUAAUAAGAAAACAUGCCCUCGAAGGUCAACAAACGAUCAUGGCGAUGCCGAGCCCAGUUGAUCCAUCAGUGCUUACGCUUCAGGCGAUACACAGGAGCUUAGCUGCGUGGGAGGGCUCCACUGCCCAAUUGGUUACUCGUCAGCACUACCAAGCGAGUACGUUACAGUGGGAGGUGGAUGUGACGGUUGAUAGACAUGCGCGAGCUUACAUCUUGUACCUGUUUGGAUGCAUCUUGUUUCCAGACAAGAGCGCCGACUCGGUACAGUUGAUCUAUCUCCCUCUACUGGGAGACUUGGAGCGCAUAGAUGAGUACAGUUGGGGAAGUGCUACCCUAGCGUAUCUGUAUCGUAACUUAUGUCGAGCAUCUCAUAAGGGUGCCAAGGACAUUGGUGGCUGCUUGAUGUUGUUACAGAUAUGGUCAUGGGAGCACAUUCAUAUAGGGAGGCCCAUUAUUCGGACGAUUCGACCCGAUGGGCUACAUGAUCAGGAAGAUGACGCGGAUGAUUUUGAACCAGUGUUAGGGUCACAGCAUCGGCGCGGGAUGGAUCCUUUAGCAGUAAGCUGGCUUCGCGUAUAUCUUUCGAGAUCCCACUCCCCACAUACUCUCGUCUACUACAGAGACGCACUUGAUCGACAAAGGGACGAGCAGAUGACAUGGCAGCCUUACACAGCGGCUAAGAUGGACGCUCUGCCGCACAUAUGUACAUCGGGCCACGAGAUUUGGAGAUCGCGUUGUCCACUUAUUUGCUUUGACAUCAUCAAGCUACAUCUUCCGGAUCGUGUCAUGCGUCAAUUCGGUUUGGAGCAGGUCAUUCCGCAAGGCUGUGACACCCAACCUCAACUACAUGCGAUCGAUCGGAGGACUGGGGACAAGAACUACCUCGUACGACAUAGAUCGCAUGUAGAUGUGUGGAAUGACCGAGCAUUUAGAUUGGUUCGAGGAGAUAACUUCACAGGUCAUAGCUCUGCUAUGUACAUGAGUUGGUACAGGCGUAUCUCCAUAUUACGCCUAACGAACACCACAUUUGCGCAGCCAGGAUCACAUUAGCAUCCGGCAUCUACGUUACUGGCUGAGCGUAUCCGAUCGGUGCUCAUACAACGCAAUGACACGAUUCAAAGGGCCUCUACAUCGCCAGUUGAUGUGGGGUAUCGGCUAUGUUCUCAGACCCUACGCUCCAUGAACGCGUCGUUGACCGAUGCA